Messenger RNA from Bufo bufo (common toad), 3810 nucleotides. It is a transcript of the gene SNCAIP, whose product is annotated as synuclein alpha interacting protein. The record is from RefSeq and is a predicted model, not a curated record. The transcript has 13 exons. Gene Ontology annotation, molecular function: ubiquitin protein ligase binding. NCBI's taxonomy places the organism in Eukaryota, Metazoa, Chordata, Amphibia, Anura, Bufonidae. The coding region runs from base 236 to 3046 and encodes 936 amino acids.
GGGGGCGUGCUCUGCUGACAGGGUUAACCCUUAGUGUGGAAGCCGGCCCGGUGGCUGCUCACUGCCUGGGAGGCCGCCCUGUGCUGCUGCCGCUGAGCUGUGGAUGAGCAUCUUCUUCACACGGAUCCGGGAGACUUCCCGCUGAGGAGACAAAGGUGUCUGUUGUGACACGUGGACCGUACGCAUACAAGUCCAAGAAAAUUGGUCUUCAGCUAAAAAUGGUCAUUGAUGUAUAAUGGAAGCUCCGGAGUACCUCGAUUUAGAUGAGAUUGAUUUCAGCGAUGAUAUAUCUUAUUCCAUAACUUCCCUGAAGACAAUUCCAGAACUAUGCCGAAGAUGUGAUGUCCAGAACGAUGAUAGAUCAGUGCCCAACGCAAACUGGAGCUGCGGAGUUUCUACUCUUAUUGGCAGCACACAAAAGCCAACAGGGAUCGCAGAUGUCUACAGUAAAUUCCGACCUGUUAAAAGGGUUUCUCCAUUGAAGCAUCAACCAGAGAGUCCAAAGCUCAAUGAAAGUGAUGAUCAAAAAGAGGAAAAAGAAGAAAAGGAAAAAAAUGGUGAACCAGGAAAAGAUGGUAAUCCUGCAGAUGACGAUGCAUUUAAGAUCAAAAGCAUCGAGUCGAAUGUUUUGCUUGGCGAGCUGGAACAUUAUGACCUAGAUAUGGAUGAGAUUUUGGAUGUGCCUUACAUCAAAUCCAAUCAGCCACUGACACUGUUUACUAAAGUAGCAUCAGAAAAAAGGACCUCCAGUAUACAUCCAGUGUCCAAGGGAAAAAAUGGUCCUGCGAGCCACCUGGAGAACCUGACUGCCAAUGCCACUCAGUUUUGUGUAUUGUCUCCGGUUAAGAACUCCACUCAGUCUACCAUCCUUGAUCAGAGCAGGCAUUCAUCUGGGGGAUUAGAGCUUUCACAGUCUAACAUUCAGUGCGGCUCAGUCCAUGAAGCUGAAUACCAUAACAAGAGCUUUCUCAAUAGGGCUCUGUCUGAUUCCCAUGCCCAGAAGCUUGAAAAGACCAUGCCUAACUGCCAGCUGCGGGCAUUUCACCUGCCGGGAACAGACUCACAACUGGAUGGCGUGAACGGUAAUGUGAACAGGAAUCACUCAGAAGGGGAAGACAUGAAGAAAAUCAAGAGCAUUUUAAAUAUUGUUAAAGAAGGACAGAUAUCCUUACUGCCUCACAUUGCUGUAGAUAACUUAGACCAAAUCCACGAUGAAAAUGGAAACAAUCUUCUGCACAUUGCAGCAUCCUAUGGACAUGCUGAGUGUUUGCAGCAUCUCACUUCACUUAUGGGGGAGGAUUGCUUAAGUGAGAGGAAUGAAGAAAAGCUGACGCCUGCUGGAUUGGCGAUAAAGAUGGGUCAGCUGGAGUGUGUUCGGUGGAUGGUUAGUGAAACUGAAGCCAUUGCUGAGCUAAGUUGUUCGAAGGAUCAUCCUAGCCUUAUCCAUUAUGCAGCCAGCUAUGGUCAGGAAAAAAUACUUCUGUGGCUUCUUCAAUUCAUGCAAGAGCAAGGGAUUUCCUUGGAUGAAACGGACAAAUAUGGGAACAGCGCAGUUAAUAUAGCAUCUCAGAAUGGAUAUCUGGGCUGUGUGCAGACAUUAGUUGAAUAUGGCGCAAAUGUCACCAUUCAGAAUCAUGCUGGAGAGAAACCAUCUCAAAGUGCUGAGCAUCAAGGCCAUAGCAUGUGUGCCCGAUACCUGGUUGUGGUGGAGACUUGCAUGUCAUUGGCAUCACAAGUUGUCAAGCUCACCAAGCAACUUAAAGAGCAGACAGCAGAGCGGAUCACUUUACAGACGCAUCUCCAACAGCUACUGGAAGCCCAGAAGUCCCUGCCAACUUCCCCUAGUUCACCAUCCUCCCCUGCCUCAGGCAGUCUCCCACGGAAGACACUUGAAUUAGAAGAUCUUGCACAGAAAAACAAACUAAAUGGCAUUCAUGAGAGCUAUCAGUCACUAAACACAUCCACUCCGAGCAGACUCAGGUGUAGAGCACUAGAUGAAGAAUCUGAUAAGAUUUUACGGCAAUUAUUAGGAAAGGACUUGGCAGACAAUGUUUCUAAUCCUGAAAAAUUGUCACUGGAGUUCCAGGAUGGGAUAUCAUCCAGGAGUUCUAAAUGGAUCCCACUGGAGAAAAGAGAGUUUAAGCUUGCUCGAUUACGACAACUUAUGCAAAGGUCUCUCAGUGAGUCUGAUACAGACUCCAAUAACUCAGAGGAUCAAAAGCAUACACCUGUUAGAAAAGCUGAUAAGCCAAGACCCCAGCCUAUAGUAGAAAAUGUGGAAAAUUCUGAAGCUCUUGAGCUUAUGAUAAAAAAGCAUACACAGUCAAACACUGCAGGACGACGGUUUGCUUUAGGGCUAAAAUCUAAAUCUGUGGAUGGCCAUAGUCCAUCACCAACAUCUGAAAGUAGUGACCCAGACUAUGAACCUCAGUACCAAACUGGGAGCAUACCCCAGUCUUUAGGUUCAACAGACUCAUCAGGUUCUUCUUCAGCACAGAAGACAACAAGCCCUAAAAGUGCUUUAAAAUCUCCUUCUUCAAAACGUAGGACUUCCCAAAAUCUGAAACUCAGGGUGACUUUUGAAGAGCCUAUUGUUCAAGUGGAACAGACUGAAGUAGAUCUAAAUGAAGGUAAAGACAAAGAUGGCGGAAAGACACAAAAGUCUCAAUCUAAUGGUGAAGUUGGGGAACAUCAUAAAAAACCAUUUGGUGCUUUUCGAUCAAUUAUGGAAACUUUUAGUGGAAAUCAGAACAACAAUAAUAAUCUGCAAUCUUCAAAUCCUGGGAAAACAUCGUCUUCAUCUUCUUCACUGCCAUUUUCCUCAUUAGGGAGAAAGUCAGGAGAUACAAAGACGUCACCUACAAGCAAUAUAAAAGGGAAAAGCAAAAACGAGCCUUACACCUGUUCUGCCAAACUGUCCAAUAAGGCAGUUCUUGAGGAUCUUCUUCCUAAUCAUGCAUGGCAUAAAUCAGUUGGUGGAUCAAUGAAGAUUCUGUUCAGUGAUAUACUUCCUGAAGAACAUGACAUACAAGAAUUUUUCUUAUAAGUCUGACACGAUGAUAAAGAUGUCCAGCAAAAAAUCGUCAGCAGCACCAGCAUAGGCCAUGGGUCUUCCACAUCUACUGUGUCUUUUCUUCUCCGUAUGGAUGUACAGACAAUGAUUUUUCAUGCUGUGGGUACUUUUGAGUAACUGUAGAAUUUAUUUUAUAUGGACCACUUCUUUUCCUACUGGAUGGAAUGGACAGUGAUUGACAGUAUGCCUUGGUUCCAGUUCUAUUAGAACGAGUAAUAUCUUGUUUUACUGUUUUCAUCAGCUUCCGCUAUAAUUACUGUAUAUGAUAUUUAUUGCUGACAACAGGUUCGUCCCAUUGUUACCAAACCAUUUGACCAUCAUUAUGCCCCAUUAUUUUAGCUGGGUUUUGCCAGUUUAAAAAUGUUAUGUAAUGCAAAACCCUCGGAGAAGAGUAUCCAGAGAUUCCCCACAAAAACGCUACUUAUAAGGAAAGUUUUGGCCAAAUUUAAUAUUUUAUAGAAAUGGCCCAAUAGGUCAAUUAUUAUUCUUUUAUUCUCCUUUUUUGAUGCUACUGUAAAGGUCCAUGUCAUGUGGAAAAAAAGAUGGCAGCAGUGGUUGUCAAACCAUAUCUUUCUCAGUCAAUUUAGUAACCACAUGCAUUCCUCGGGUAAUUACUCUGAGGCAUCUAUUCUUAUGACUCUAUGUUGUGCCAUCCCUCUGUUAUUCCUACUAGAAGGUUGUGAUUGAAUUGCCAGCAGUCUGCAAUAAAGGUCCAGCUGGAUGUUACCAGUUGGGAG